AUGAUUAUAAAGAAAAAAAAAAAAAAUUUAAUACAUUUUACAUGGCUUGCUUUAAUAAUAAUACCUAGUUUCUACUUUAAAAAUUUAGUUUAUGAUAGCUUUUUAAGUUUAAAAUUUGAUAAGAAUAAAAAAAAGAUCUACAACAAAAUUUCUGUAUAUAAUCCUAUACAAAAAAAUAAUAUUGAAGAGAUGAAUAAUUAUAUCCUUAAUAAUAAUUUUCAUUAA
This is a messenger RNA of Plasmodium gallinaceum, 225 nucleotides long. Its product is annotated as conserved Plasmodium protein, unknown function. Bases 1 to 225 code for a protein of 74 amino acids. The record is from RefSeq and is a predicted model, not a curated record. The transcript has 2 exons. Lineage: Eukaryota; Apicomplexa; Aconoidasida; Haemosporida; Plasmodiidae.